UUGGUGUGAAUUUCUUCUUAAACAUUAAUUCAAUCAUAAAGAGGAAAUAGCAUCAGUAUUUUCAGAUCUGCUGCAGAGAAACGUCUCUCAGUGUUCAGCAGCUGAUAGAAGGACAGGAGAUGUUGGGUCUGGAACUGAUUCUGAUCGUUGUUCUUCAGUUUGAAGGCACCAGAGGAGAUUUUAAGUAUUACAGAUCUGGAGAUGAUGUCAUUCUACCUUGUAGCAGUUCUUCAUCUUCUUCCUCGUGCUCCACUGUUAACUGGUUUUAUGACAGAGAUUCAAACAUUAAUCAUCAACAGCAGAUUAAGGAUGGAAAAGUUGUUCCAUCACCUCGAGCUGCCAGGUUAAAUGUGGACAGUAACUGCUCUCUGAUCAUCAACAACAUCACUGCUGAAGAUGCUGGAAGUUAUUACUGUCGACUUGGUUCAGGAUCCACUUAUGAUGGCUCUGUGUUUCUGAACGUUCUGACCAUUUCUCCAUCUUCACCAGAUGCUGAGCCAACAAAGGAUGGAGAUGUCACAUUACAGUGUUCUAUGAAGAAAUUCAGUCAGUCGUCUCCUUGUCCAGUGAACAGUUUCCACUGGUUGGAUGAGACGGGAACUAAACUGAGUGUUUUUCAGAAGGAUUCAGGCUGUAUUUCCUAUUUGAAUGUGCAGCAUAAAAGCAUCACCAACAGAAAAUACACCUGCCAGUUUGUUGAAAAAAACAGCAUAAAGGUAGAAGCUCACUACACAGCUGCGUUUAAAGGAGCAUUUCCUGGCAAAUACUCCAACAUCAUCAUUAUCGUCAUCCUCACCAUCUCUGUAGCAGUGUUUGUGCCUCUACUGCUGGUUGUUCCGGCUGCUAUUUUAAUCAGACGAAGGAAAACCAGAGUUAAUCAGGACAAUACAACAGCAGGUAAGGAAAGACAGCUCUUUGUAGAUGAGAGCCAGCAAAGUUUCUACCGCUAUGGACCUCAGCUGUCUCCCUGA
Cyprinodon variegatus (sheepshead minnow) is the source of this 971-nucleotide messenger RNA. RefSeq lists its product as uncharacterized. Gene Ontology annotation, molecular function: protein tyrosine kinase binding; MHC class II protein binding. Gene Ontology annotation, biological process: interleukin-15-mediated signaling pathway; positive regulation of ERK1 and ERK2 cascade; T cell activation. The record is from RefSeq and is a predicted model, not a curated record. NCBI's taxonomy places the organism in Eukaryota, Metazoa, Chordata, Actinopteri, Cyprinodontiformes, Cyprinodontidae. The coding region runs from base 120 to 971 and encodes 283 amino acids. The transcript is spliced from 5 exons. Gene Ontology annotation, cellular component: external side of plasma membrane; membrane raft.